Fusarium musae is the source of this 1233-nucleotide messenger RNA. RefSeq lists its product as uncharacterized. NCBI's taxonomy places the organism in Eukaryota, Fungi, Ascomycota, Sordariomycetes, Hypocreales, Nectriaceae. The record is from RefSeq and is a predicted model, not a curated record. The coding region runs from base 1 to 1233 and encodes 410 amino acids. The transcript has 5 exons. Gene Ontology annotation, molecular function: oxidoreductase activity; FMN binding.
AUGAGUGAUCUCGCAGCAAUGGAGUCUGAAUCUCCCAAUAUCCCCACCCCUCGCGAAAUCCAACUCCCAUCCUCCGUCCCAACGCUCGAUCAAAUCCUCUCAGCAAACGACUUUGCUCUCGCGGCGCAAAAAGCGCUAUCACCUAAAGCAUGGGCCUUUUAUUCCUCCGCCGCCACCGAUCUCGUCACAGUCUCCAAGAACAAGGAACUCAUCCGCCGAGUCAUGCUGCGCCCGAGAAUAUUACGAAAUGUCAGUCAAGUCAGUAUCAAGAGAAACAUCUUGGGCUUGGAGAGCAAGGCGCCGUUUAUUAUGUGUCCUGCUGCCAUGGCGACGCUGGCGCAUCCGGAUGGUGAGCUUGGUUGGAGUAGAGCAGCUGCCAGUGAAGGAAUCUUUGAGAUUAUCUCGAGUAACGCUUCAUACUCCCUCCCCAACAUCAUCGGCGCAGCUCCCCCAGGCCAUCCCUUCUUCCUCCAACUCUACGUAAACUCGCACCGCCCCAAAACAAUCGAACUCCUCCGCCGCGCUCGCUCCCUCGGCAUAAAAGCCAUCUUCGUGACCGUCGACGCCCCCGUCCCCGGAAAACGCGAAGCCGAUGAGCGAGCCCCCCAAGCUGUUGUCAUAAAAUCUGCCAUGAGCGGCAGUGAGAGCAGUAAAGAUGGUAAGGGCAGUGGACUCGGACGGUUGAUGGGGCAGUAUAUAGACAAGAGCCUCUCGUGGGAGGAUUUGGAGUGGAUUAGACGGGAGAGCUCUGUGCCGAUUGUGCUGAAGGGUGUUCAGACUGUGGAGGAUGUCAAGUUGGCGGUUGAGUAUGGUGUUGAGGGUGUUAUGUUGAGUAAUCACGGUGGGAGGUCUCUCGACGGUGCUCAGGCUUCGAUCCUCAUACUUCUUGAGGUCCGGAAGCGGUUCCCUGAAGCGUUUGAACAUCUUGAGAUCUUCAUCGAUGGAGGCUUUGAGCGUGGAUCUGAUAUCCUCAAGGCUAUUGCCCUGGGAGCUACUGCUGUUGGUAUCGCAAGACCCUUCUUGUAUUCGUUGGUUUAUGGUCAAAAGGGUGUCGAGCACCUCUCACAGAUUCUAAAGGAUGAGCUAGAAACAUCAAUGAGGCUCGCGGGCAUUACUAGCCUUGAUCAAGCGACACCCGAACUUGUUAAUACUUUGGAUGUUGACCAUUUGGUUACAUCUGGACGUAUUGACCCAAGUUCAGUGUCACGAAGAGUAAGACCUUCAAAGCUGUAG